Molecule: messenger RNA, 3512 nt
Organism: Globicephala melas (long-finned pilot whale)
Lineage: Eukaryota; Metazoa; Chordata; Mammalia; Artiodactyla; Delphinidae
Source: RefSeq, a predicted model, not a curated record
CUUGAAGGUUUCAGCCAUGAUAAUAGGUCAGUGAUCUUGAGGGUCCUAGGAAUUUGUUCAAGGAUUUGCAUAAUAUUGUGGAAAAUGUUAAUAUUUGGCACCAUCCUGUGAAAUAGGUCUGAGCCUGUCCAGAGUUGGUAGGUUGCUCCAUAUCUCAUCAAACCAGUCUCUUAGUCCUGAGAAUAGAUCAGUUUAGUUAAAAGGUUGUGCCUUGUUUUCGGAAGCAGUGAUGCAGGUGGGUUCCCCAAGUUAGGCCUACAGAGUACAAGCAAUCAGGUAUUUAAUGAGAGGCAUUUCUAUGGAAACAAUCAAAACAAAAAAAAUUAAAAAAAAAACAAAGGUGUGUGACUGGAGCAGAUUGUAAUCCCAAUUUCUGACUUCUGAAGGCAGCCAGAUUUCUAGGUGUUGGGCUUAAAUCCUCUUCAAAUGGAGUGAGGGCAGACAGUGGCAAUCUAAUAGAUUUUCCCGGGUCACAGUUUGAAUCUCUGGUGAUGCUUCUGAGUGGCCCACGCAGCAACAGACAUGAAGGUUGUCCAUACAUGAGCUGUUACGGUGAUUUCUCUGAAAUUUAUAUUAAGUGUCCUAUUUUAGCCUGCAUAGCUUCAUGAAAAGGGCAGUUUUAGUUCUCAAUGAUUCCAAGUCAGGAGGAUGGGAGAAAAAUUUGAAACAUUAGUUUGGAGAGUUGUAGCCAGAUAUUAGAGGAAAUGAGGAGAAAUCAGUAUGCAGACCAGUUUAUAGGUAGACAACAAAACCUCAAUGACAAUUAACAGAACUAGUAUUUAAUAUCCUCAAGUACAUAUUAAAUUUUCUACUGAAACAUAAUUUUUCUGUCUAAAAUUACCCCCAUUUUUAUCAAAGAUAACCAACUUAAGACUAAUUUGCUUGCAAAUUAAGUCUAGUUUCAAUAAACUUGGCUUGAUUAUUUAUAUGAGUACAGCAAGAAAAAGUGACUGACCAUAUAGGCUCCUUUAAGUCUGCUUUGCUGGAACUUUUCAUAAGGAAUCCCAGAUUGAACUUUUAAAAUUCUACAUGACUAUUCUUGAGGCUUGGUUGGGAGGGGCCAGGGCAAUAGGCCACGGCUGGCAGGGACUUAGGAUGGGACAUUUUUAGAGUGAGAAAGUCAGUGGAGAAGAAUCCAGGAGAGGGGACAAAUGGAGCCAAGCCCCUGACUGGCUGAGGGCUGGGCCCAAAAGACAAGAUGGUGUGGGGUUGACUGUCUGCCUAGGGUUUGGCUAGGUGUGUAAGGCUCUAGAAGAAGCUGGUACAGUCAUCCACUCAUCGACAUUAACUGAUGGCUACUCUGUGCCAGACAGUGCCUAGAGGAGGAGAUUGAGUGCUGAAUACACUCCUUUACCCUAUUCCUGAGGAGACCAGAGUGUGGAGGCAGAGGGGACGUAAGACAGAGCCUGGUCUUCCCUCUCCUGGAGGACUCAAUGCUCUUGAGCAACCCUGCCUAUGACACUCCCCAUGGGCCCCAGGAGAGGCCAAGACGUUGUCAGGGAGAUGGAGAAACCAUUUCUUCACCUUCCACAGGAGGCUUCCCGCUCCCACUGCCCAGCAAUCCUGUGAGGCAACAGCAGGGGCUGAGGCAAGUCCAGCUCACAGCCGGGGAGGAGAUCAGGGAUGGGGCAGGUCAGGAAGACGCGUGGUUGGGCCAUUGCAUCAGGCCCAGGAGGGGCAUAAAGGAGGGUCCUGCAUGCUGGGAGGAGGCCGACUUGGGGACCAUGGAGACUCAGAGGGCCAGCCUCGCCCUGGGGCGGUGGUCACUGUGGCUACUGCUGCUGGGACUAGUGGUGCCCUCGGCCAGCGCCCAGACCCUCAGCUACAACGAGACCGUGAUUCGUGCUUUGGAUCAGCUCAACGAGCGGUCCUCAGAAGCUAAUCUCUACCGCCUCCUGGAGCUGGACCCACCUCCCAAGGCCGUGAGUCAGGAGGACCCUGGGGAGGGGGCUGUCUCCCGCCAGCCAUGGCCACACUGUCACCGCCUCUGCUCAGGCUGUACCUCCUGUCAGGAAGGGACUUCUCCCUCUAGGUGGGCUCCCACCUCUUCCAGGAAACCUUCCCAGAGCUGGGUCCCCUCCCAGCAUGAGAGCUUCCUGCCUUAGCAUCUCUACUGUGGGAACAGGUGCCCUGGGCUCCAGGGCUUUCUGGGAGCUCCAGGGUAGGGGGGAUGGUUACUCGGUCUGUGAUGUGACUUCCCUGCUUUAAGUCCCAUCUGUUCCUUAUUGUCUUCCUACCAGGGAGGGCUCUGCUCAGCUUGGAGAUUCCAGUGACAAGGUCUUUCCCUGCAGGUGGUCCCUGACUUGCCUCAGCCCCUCCGUGGGGAAGGUGUUCUCAUCAGAGCUGGUCUGAGGUCCCCUCCUGCUCUCUGUGUGCCCAUGAGUCCAGGAGUGGGCUCUGUCCCCUUCCCCUGUGCACCCAGCACCAAACCCAGGGCCAGGCACACAGGAGGGGCUGAAGAGGCUGCCGUCUAGGUGAGGGGCAGGGAGACAGAUCAGAGAAGGAAGCAUGAGCCCGAGCCCAGUCACCCCACUUUGAUCCUUGACCAGGAUGAGAACCUGGACACCCCAAAGCCUGUGAGCUUCACGGUGAAGGAGACCGUGUGCCCCAGGACGACCCAGCAGCCCCCGGAGCAGUGUGACUUCAAGGAGAAUGGGCUGGUGAAAGAGUGUGUGGGGACAGUCACCCUGGCUCAGAUCAGGGACAACUUCGAUAUCACUUGCACUGUGGUGAGUGGCCCGUUCUGUGUUGUGGAGCUAAUAACAGGGUGCGUUGAGGAACAUCCUUUGGACCAAAUACCCACUGCCCCUUCCAGGGCAGAGAAAGGCCCUCCUACCUGGCCCCUCCCUCACCCGAGCCCCAGGCCUCCAGGACUGGCUCUGCCAUCCCUUAGAGCAGUGGUUCUCUAAGUGGGGUCCCACCCGGGAACUUGACAGAAAGGCAGAUUCCCAGGCCACACUCAGACCUCCUGAAUCAGACUCUGGGCUGGGGCCCAGCCAUUUGUAUUUUCACAAGGCCUCCAGGGGAUUCCAACUGUGCUGAAUUCUGAGAGGCACUGACUAGAGUAAUGUGCUUUCAGCCCCUACUCCCGUCUAGCUUUGCUGGGAUGGGCCUGUGACCCUGGGAAACCCCUUGCCAUCUGUGGACCCCAGUUUCCUCAUCUGUCUGUGGAUGUAGUGUUUCAACCACAUGCUCCAAAGGUCACAGCCAGAAAGUGAACUGGGGCCCAAAGUCUCCUGAAGUCACCCAGUUAGUGGGGAUGUCCACGUGGGGAGGAUUCUGGUCUUACCCUGGGCCCAUUUUCCAUAGUAACUUGUUUCUUCCUGUUGCAUAGCCCCAGAGUGUCAGGGGACUGAGAAGCCUCGGUAGGAAGAUACUAAGAGGUUGGAAGAAGUAUGGCCCGAUUAUCGUCCCAAUAAUCAGAUUAAUUGGGUGAAUUGUGAGCCCAGGGAAAAGACCUAAGGGUCUGCCUGCCCUGGUUCAGACUUCUAGACUCUGAGAAAUAAAUUCUU